UUUAUAUUUCGUUCGCGUCUCCAUUUUGUUUUGUGUGUUUGGAAUUGGCGGAGUGAUACCAUAAAGUUGCUUUGGUUGCCUUAUCAGUAGAGAAACAAUGGAAAACGAAACAAAACAGGAAGCAAAUAACGUUAAAGUGGAAGCUUCUAACAACGAUGCGGUAAUCGUUCAAGAAAAGCCGAACUUCAAUCGCGGAGGUCGCGGAGGCAAUCACAAUCACGGCGGCGACAGAUUCGGCAGAGGCGGCCGGUUUGGCGGUCCCAGAGGAGGCGGUGGCCAAGGCGGCGGGGGUCAUAGAGACGGAAGGAAUUUCGAUAAUAGGAGAGGACGCGGAGGUUUCGCCGGGAAUCAUGGUGGACGUAAACCUGAUGAUGAUCAUGAUAAUCAUGAUAAUAAUCAACAAGACGGCUACCAAGGUCGCGGUAGAGACAACCAAAACAACAGAGGCCCGAGGCUCAUGCGAGGCCCCGACGAAAAGUUUUUGGAUAAAAUGCAACAAAUAUCCGGCUCGACUUUCGACCUCCCUCCGAUCGAUUUGUUGGAGAAAAAAUUCAACGGUAGAAAUCGAUUGUACAUUGGUAACAUCGGUUCUGAGGUAACCGAAGACGAGCUAGUGGAUUUGUUUAAAUCUUUCGGCGAAACAGCGGAGGUCUUCGUUAACAAAGACAAAAAUUUCGGCUUCAUUAAAUUAGAUUACCACAGUAACGCCGAACGGGCGAAAAGGGAACUCGAUGGCACCGUGUUGAAAUCCAGGAACUUGAAGAUUCGCUUUGCUCCGAACUCAGCCACUAUCAAAGUGAAAAACCUCACUAGCCAAGUCACAAACGAAUUACUGCAUUAUGCAUUCUCUGUUUUUGGAGAGAUUGAACGGGCCACUGUUUGUGUAGACGAACGAGGAAAGCCCACCGGCGAAGCAGUGAUCGAUUUUUCCAGAAAAGGUUCGGCUUUACACGCAAUUAGAAAAUGCUCGGAUGGCUGUUUCUUCCUCACCGGCUCGUUGAGACCUUGCGUUGUGGAAGCUUUCGAAUUAGUAGACGACAACGAUGGCUACCCAGAGAAGAUAAUCAACAAGAAAAACCCGGAGUAUCAAAAAGAGAGAGAAGUGGGCCCGAGGUUCGCAGUACCCGGCUCGUUUGAGAGCGAAUAUGGCAUGCGAUGGAAACAAUUGUACGAUCUCCACAAUCAGAAAGAGGAAGCUUUGAAGAAGGAACUCGAAUUGGAGAAGGAGAAACUCGAAGCCCAAAUGGAAUACGCACGGUACGAACACGAGACUGAAAUGCUAAGAGAACAACUCAGAUCUAGGGAAUUGGACAAAGAGAGACAGAAGCGCGAAUGGGAAAUGAAACAAAGGCAAGUAGAAGAGGAAAGGCUACGGACUGAAGAACAAAUGAGGAGAACACAAGAAGAUAUGGAAUCCAGGAUUAUCGCGCAACAGGAAGAAUUGAGAAGAAGGCAGCAGGAAAACAAACUUUUUAUGCAGGCUCAUAAUUUAGACUCCAUGCUUGACCAGCAGGAACAAGCUUAUGACGCACCCAAUAAUUAUAAUCAAGGUGGAUUGCAAGAAGAUGGCGGCAACAUGAUGGAUCCGAAAGCAUUCAUGAGCUCAUAUGAGCGGCACAGCAACAACAGGUUCGACCGUGACAAUGCUCGUAAUACUGGAAAUAUGGGAAAUAGAGGACACUGGGUCAACGAUAGUCGACGUGACGAUUUCCCUAAUAAAAGACGGCGAUUCUAAAGCUUUUCGAAAAAUCAGCAAUUGCCCUCCUCCACACGAAACAUACACCUUCGUUUGGUUGAAAUCUUUUUAGACUAGUGUUGUGAAACCAGAUACUCUGAAAACUUGGUGGACUUUUCGGGUGGGAGGCCGAAAAAUUACGGUCUAGAUUUUCCAAUAUGAAUUUUAUUAAACCGUCGCGGUCGUUUUACUCGCAUUGAUAACGUAUUCUAACGUAGACUAUACUCUUAUUAAGCACCGGGAUGGAUACUGACAUAUCGGCAUCGCUCACUGGACAUCAGAAAUAAGUACAAAACGAGGAAAUUUUGAGAAAAUAUAGAUCAUAAUUUUUUUCCAUUUUCACCCGGCUCGCUUGGCAACGCUUCACAACGUUGAUAAAAGGCGGCAACUAUGAGUUUAAAUUAAAUUCCAUUGUGGUAAAUCUGAUUAUUGCAUAUACAUAGUUAAGUUGUUCACUUGGAAUUCGUAAAAUUAUAAAAUAAGUAUUUAGGAACUCUCUGGAUUUUUUUUAAUUAAUGUAAAUGUUUACUUGUGUUUAUCAAAAAAAAAAUAGCUUAUAGGAAUUGUCUCUCAUUAUAUUUAUCUGAUUAAAAUACAGACUAAGCAAGCCAAACAGAAG
Molecule: messenger RNA, 2354 nt
Organism: Phyllotreta striolata
Lineage: Eukaryota; Metazoa; Arthropoda; Insecta; Coleoptera; Chrysomelidae
Source: the annotation of a GenBank genome assembly